AUGUAUUCUCGGAGAUAUGACAGAAUCCUGGACUUUGACAAUAAAAAGUCUGAACACGAACUUUUAGGAGAGUACAAUUCUAUAUCGUUUAAAGACUGCGCAGAGAAGUGUCGAAAAGAGUGUGGCGUCUUUGGAUAUAAUGAUGGAUUGAUGAAGUGCCGGACCCACAAGAAACUUCACAAGACUUCAGUGUCUGAUCAGGCCGGCUGGAGAUAUUUUUUUCAUGAUUUUAUUCCUACAGAUUGUAAGAAUCUUCGGAAAGAUGGUCACACUAAUACAGGAGUGUAUGAAAUCUAUCCCUAUGGCACAAUUACCAGUCCUGUUAGAGUUUACUGCGAUAUGGAGACAAUGGACGGAGGAUGGACGGCAAUUCAGAAACGGGUAAAUGAAUCCCUGAACUUUCGCAGGAAUUGGACAGAAUAUAAGAAUGGUUUUGGUUCACCGGAACAGAAUGUCUGGGUUGUAAGAAAAGAAUGA
This is a messenger RNA of Saccostrea echinata, 477 nucleotides long. Its product is annotated as fibrinogen-like protein 1. The transcript has 4 exons. The coding region runs from base 1 to 477 and encodes 158 amino acids. NCBI's taxonomy places the organism in Eukaryota, Metazoa, Mollusca, Bivalvia, Ostreida, Ostreidae. The record is from RefSeq and is a predicted model, not a curated record.